Chrysemys picta bellii (western painted turtle) is the source of this 2558-nucleotide messenger RNA. RefSeq names its product solute carrier family 22 member 2-like. Lineage: Eukaryota; Metazoa; Chordata; Testudines; Emydidae. Gene Ontology annotation, biological process: transmembrane transport. Gene Ontology annotation, cellular component: membrane. The record is from RefSeq and is a predicted model, not a curated record.
AAAAUUGUAUCCACAAUCCAGAUCCACCCUGAGCAGGUGCUGGAGGACAAGUCCAAAGGCAAAUACCUGUCUUCUAAAUCCUCACCUGCGACAGCAAUCCCCCUGCACCCAUCCAGUGAGGAAGUGGUGAGAGAAGAAUGGGGAAACCCCGGAUGAGGGUAAAUGCACGAACAGGCAUCCGUCUACACACCUUUUUACAGCAUAUAUUUCUACCCCACUACAAAGCUCCGCUUCAAAGGUGGGAGCUGUUUUUUCCUUGAAAGCAUUUCUCUAUUGAACCAUAUUUUAACUAUCCCCUGCAAAGCCUGUUCAGGACAGGCACUGUUCAAGAGUCUGCUGCCUAGCAAUGGCAACCCUAAAUUUUUCAUUCUCUCACCCAUGCUAAUAAAUGUAUUUAGUUAGAAAUAUUGUUGAGUACCCUACCUAAAUCAAGGUAAUAAGGCACAAGCUAGGGAAGGAAACCUUUCAAAGUACCUUAGUAAGGAUUUGAGUAAUUAAUGAAAAAUAAAUGACCUUUUUAUUAGCCCUGUUAAUUUUUUGUGAGCAAACAACUUGCCCCUUUACCCCACUUCUUGCCCACCCCAAGAAGAAUCUAUUCUAGGGGAAUUGGUGGGGGUCAAAUAGCAAUUCCCCAUGGUUCACGGGUGAGUCUAGGCUUGAUUUCAAAUUUAACUUAAAAAAUAAAGCUAGCAAUACACAGCUUAAUAAUUUAUAAAGUAGCUUUGACUUUUGGUCAAAUGUUUUAUUGCUACUUAAGCAGCUUUGCUGCCAACAAAGUACAUAGCAGUGUUGGGAAGAGAAACCAGGUUAGUUACUAUAAGUGAAUUGCAAUACGCAAAAAUGCCAACCUUGGAUGACAUUCUAGAGCAUAUUGGGGAAUUUGACUUGUUCCAGAAACAAGUCUUUUUUGUCUUAUGCUUCGUGUCUGCUGCCUUCACCCCUAUUUACGUGGGUGUCAUCUUCCUGGGGUUCACUCCUGAACACCACUGUCUCAGUCCUGGAGUUGCUGAGUUGAGCAGCCGAUGUGGCUGGAGUCUAGAAGAGGAGCUGAAUUACACCGUUCCAGAGCAGGGGAGACACGGGGAGUCUUUCUCUAGUCAAUGCAGGAGAUACGACGUGGACUGGAACACAACUGGCCUCAGCUGCAUAAAUCCCUUAGAAAACUUCACCGGUUAUGGCAACAGGAGCAGUAUCCCUCUUACCCCCUGUCAAGAUGGCUGGGUUUACGAUUCUUCAGGAUCAUCCAUCGUGACUGAGUUUAACCUGGUGUGUGAGGACUCCUGGAAGGUGGAUCUCUUUCAGUCCUGUGUGAAUGCUGGCUUUUUUGGAUCGGUAUACAUCGGCUACAUAGCAGACAGAUUUGGCCGUAAACUUUGCCUUAUAGUGACAAUCCUUGUAAGUUCCGCCUCUGGAGUUCUUGUGGCCUUUGCACCAAGCUACCUUUGGAUGAUGAUCUUUCGCUUCCUACAAGGACUGGUCAGCAAGGGCAGCUGGGCAGCAGGCUACAUCCUGAUCACAGAAAUUGUUGGCCCAAGUCAUAGGAAGACCGUGGGAAUUCUCUAUCAAGUGGCCUUUACAGUUGGACUUCUGCUGCUCGAUGGUGUUGCUUAUGCUAUUCCUCACUGGAGAUGGUUGCAGCUUACUGUUACUCUACCAUGCUUCCUCCUCUUGCUCUAUUACUGGUGUGUGCCCGAGUCUCCAAGGUGGCUGAUAUCUCAGAAGCAAAAUGACAAGGCCAUGAAGAUUUUGGACUAUAUUGCCAAAAAGAAUGGGAAAAAGCUGCCUGCCCAUUUUCAGAAUAUUAAUGUUGAAGAGGAAGGUGGGGAAAAUCUGAGAGCUUCAUUUAUGGACCUUGUCAGAACACCUCAGAUGCGGAAACACACAUUCAUUUUGAUGUAUAACUGGUUGGCCAGCUCUCUUCUGUACCAGGGGCUCAUCAUGCACAUGGCAAUGGCUGGUGGGAACAUGUAUCUGGAUUUCUUCUAUUCUGCCCUUGUUGAAUUUCCAGCUGCCUUCAUUAUCAUUCUCACAAUCAAUCGCAUCGGCCGUCGCUAUCCCUGGGCUGUGGCAACUCUGGUGGCAGGGGCUGCCUGUCUCAUUAUGGCUUUAAUCCCUGAGGAUAUUCACUGGCUAAAAGUGACUGUAGGUUGCAUUGGGAGAAUGGGAAUUACAAUGUCUAUCGAAAUGGUUUGCUUUGUAAACACUGAACUGUACCCAACAUUUUUGAGGAACCUUGGUGUAAUGGUCUGCUCUUCCUUGUGUGACGUUGGUGGGAUACUAGCCCCAUUCAUUGUCUACAGGCUGGCAGAGAUCUGGCAUGAGCUGCCACUUAUAGUUUUUGCUGUGGUUGGUUUAAUUGCUGGUGGAUUGGUGUUGUUGCUGCCUGAAACCAAAGGGAAAACGUUGCCUGAGACUAUUGACGAUGUAGAAAACUUGCAUAGGCAAGAAAACCCUAGGGAGAAAAUUAUCUACCUCCACGUGCAAACACAGGAAGUUGCACACUCCAAAUGUGAUCGGUCUUUGACACAAUAAUACAAAAAGAGUUUUUAAAUAACACA